Messenger RNA from Eublepharis macularius, 3445 nucleotides. It is a transcript of the gene RNF141, whose product is annotated as ring finger protein 141. Gene Ontology annotation, biological process: protein autoubiquitination. Bases 418 to 1110 code for a protein of 230 amino acids. Lineage: Eukaryota; Metazoa; Chordata; Lepidosauria; Squamata; Eublepharidae. Gene Ontology annotation, molecular function: ubiquitin-protein transferase activity. The record is from RefSeq and is a predicted model, not a curated record. The transcript has 6 exons.
UUCCUUACGUCGUCUUCUCUUGGCAGCGGCGCCACCCUCUCCCCCUGCCCCAGGGCCUGGAAUUCCAGGCGCUGGUCGGAGCCGGGCCUCCCGUCCCUCCCAGCUUCAGUCCCGAUACCCGAUGCUUGCCAGCCUCUCUCUGGCGUCUGGACGGGGGACUGGCAGGCACCUCACCUUCGGCCACUCUCCGGCCGGCCUCGUUGAAGUCAGGGGCGCCGCUGGGGGGAGGGGGACGCCGAGUGGGUGUGGCAUCGGCGGGCCGGAGGCGCCGCUGCCGAAUAGAGUGCGGGGUCCUUUGCGCGUACCCCUUGGCUGCGUGCGCAGAGCCUCAUGGUCUCCAGAUAAGUCAUGUUUUGUAAACUUCCCAAAUGAGUGAAGCUGCAUUUCUUCCUGAACGUUGAGCUGAAGAACCGUAUCAUGGGCCAACAACUCUCAAGCCAGACACACACAGUUAUUAAUAAGUUACCAGAAAAAGUAGUCAAACAUUUAUCUCUGUUUCGAGAAAGUGGCUUCCUGACAUAUGAAGAAUUUUUGGGCAGAGUAGCUGAACUUAAUGAUGUAACUGCCAAAGUAGCUUCUGGUCAGGACAAGCACCUGUUGUUUGAGGUGCAGCCAGGCUCUGACUCCUCUGCUCUCUGGAAGAUGGCUGUUCGAGUAGUGUGUACAAAGAUAAACAAGACAAGUGGCAUUGUAGAAGCGUCAAGAAUCAUGAAUUUGUAUCAGUUCAUUCAGCUUUAUAAAGAUGUCACAAGUCAAGCGGCAGGUGUUCUUUCUCAGAACAUUGCCUCAGAAGCAGCUGCAGAGGAUCUGUCAUCUCUUUCAUCUUGCCAGGCCAGCAUUUGGAUGGGAAGGGUGAAACAGUUGACUGAUGAGGAAGAAUGUUGCAUCUGCAUGGAUGGACGCGCUGAUCUGAUCUUACCGUGUGCUCACAGUUUUUGCCAGAAAUGCAUUGAUAAAUGGAGCGGUCGUCACAGAAAUUGCCCUAUAUGUCGUCUGCAGGUGACAGCAGCAAAUGAUUCUUGGGUGGUGUCAGAUGCACCUACAGAAGAAGAUAUUGCUACCUACAUUCUCAACAUGGUAGAUGAAGCAGGUCAGCCUCACAGGCCAUGACCCUAGUAAUGUUUGUAAUAAUCAUGAAAUAUCUUUUAAGAUUACACUUUCAUUGUUCCUCUAUAUUUAGUCAUUGUACUGAUUUCAAUAAGCUAAAUUCAUGUUCUUCAAAAGUUUACAAGAAUUUAUAACUUUAAUCUUCAUUUUUGUCUGUUGCAGUGGAUACAUUAAGAAUUUAUUGCCAUUUUAUGAGACACUGGAAAAACCUGAUAUUUUAUUUUUAGCAUUGCUCUUCUGGGAUGGCUUGCACCAAAAUUGCACUUCAUUAUAAAAACUGCAAAACUAAUUGGAUAAUAACUGAGGGCCUGUUGUCUGACCAAGAAGCAAUCCUCCUUUAUGCAAGUGUGCCUGCUUGCAAAGUUAGGAAUGAUGAGAAUUCCACUGUGAUGCUUCAGUCACUUCUAUUGCCCUCUAGUGGUGAACUCUCACCACUUCUAGUGUCUACAUACAUUUGCUUACUUGGUAUUUUAAGCCUAGCAAAUCUGUUAUUUUUUCCAAAAAGAAUAAAUCUUUAGGCAGCUCUUAAGAACUUUGAAGUUUCCGUUAGUCCAUGCCCAUGGUCAGAGAUUUAUACAUUCUUUUAAAAUUAUGUGAUAGUAAUUGAUCACAGAAAUCCAAAAGCUUUCCCCCCCCCCAAUUAUAUGUUCCAACAUCUGGGUAAAAUGAUCCUGGGAUAUUAGUUAUUAAUCUAGCUUUUCUUAUCUGCAUUAUAACUUAAACAAGAUGGGAGAUUUAAACCAAAUAGAUGGUGCUUGAUUCCUUUCUGCAGUAUGCUUACCAGCAUCAAGAAUAUCUACACUGAUUUUGCUUUAACAUCUUACAGAAUUUAUUACCUUGAAGCCUGUAUCACUUGUUCUCAGGCCUGAUAAAGUCUUUCUCAUUUAUCUAUUUUAAUUGAAUAUGUACUUGUAAAAAUCUGUGUGCGGUGUGAAAAAAACUGACUGGAAAUCUUGUGUUGGGGGCAAGAAUCUAGUAAUAAUUUCCAGAGGUUGUCACUGUUACAUUUGUGAUUGCAUAGUGUCUGUAGAUUGCCAUUCUCAUGGAAGUCUGGCAGAUGCAUCAGACCUGUACACUCCAGAAGUGCGUUUGAGGAGGUAUUGAAAUGUAAGUAGUACUGACUUAAAGUAUGGCAGAGGUAAUUCUCUUCUUCCUCAUGUCAUCUGGCUUGCCAAAGUGAAAAUUUAGCCAGCAGAUUGUCCUGAUGAACACCAUGAGAAGUCCAGUAUUACACAGAUAUAAUUUACUUGCUGCAAUUUGACUUUGAAGUAGACAGUAACAAUAGAGAAGACAUGAAAGUUUCUUGUAGUUCCCUGAUCAUGGAUAUUUGGGAUUAGUAAUGUUGGGAAGUGCCUCUUAACAAAAGGCUUUUAAGCAAAAUUAGACAUUACUUCUAUUUCUUUUUUGUUUAAGGUUAUGGAUUCCAUUAAAGGGGCUUAAUGCCUCAUUUUUAUGCAUAAUACAGGUCGUUAAAUUCUCAAAUUGCUUUGUUUUUCAUGACUUUAUGUUAGAAAUCCUUUAUGUCUGCUGGGCUGAUGCAGAGAAGAAUGUUUAAAUUAUGGCAUUGGGUGCAUAUAUAAAAUAUGCAUGUGAAAGGAUACAUGAAUGAACUCCACCAGAAUUUAAUGUAAAAUCUAGGGAUGCAAGCUGUUGUAUAUAUCAAUAACAUGAAAGCUUGUAAAUAUUUGUAAAGUGAGUAUGUAUGUAAACUUUAUAUUGUGUAUAGAUUUUAAAAUCUAAUAAAUGCACCUAGUGGUGUAAGUACAGUAAUGUGUGCCUUGUAAAGUAUUUCCUAUAGCUGCGCCUUGCAAAUUAUUUAGGGAGUCAAUCCAAUAUUUAACUCAUCAUGUUGUGUGUCCCCUGCCUGCGCAGGUGGAAUGGUACAGCUAUAUCCCUCUAACCUGUUAGCGUUAAAGAUGUGUCCUUGUGAGGCUGCAAGAGAAAAGGAGCAUGUGAGACAAGCUGACAGUUUAACAUGUGGGUAUUUGCCCAUAGUUGUUGACAAUUGCAAAACUGCUCUAGCUUUAAGAGUAUAUGUACUGCCCAUAGAAACUUGUGAAUGGUUAAAAAGCAGCAUUUAAUUAUGUAAAUGGCAAUAUUAUUAUAUUGGAAAAGGAAAACUGAUUAAUUUUAUCAUGAUGUUCGCUUUUAGAACUAUAGAUUUGAAAAAAUCUUCAGUGACUGUUGUAUUGCUGCUAAGAGCAGAUGAAAUUUUCAUUGCAGAAAUCUUUUAGCACUAAUGAAAACAUUUCAAACAUUUUUAAAGACUGUUAAUAGCUACAAACCUUGCAAUGUAUAUUGUAAUGACUAUUGUGCAAUAAACAGAGUUCCAACCUUC